This is a messenger RNA of Rhodamnia argentea, 1161 nucleotides long. Its product is annotated as protein SPEAR1. Gene Ontology annotation, molecular function: DNA-binding transcription factor activity. The transcript has 7 exons. The coding region runs from base 1 to 723 and encodes 240 amino acids. Lineage: Eukaryota; Viridiplantae; Streptophyta; Magnoliopsida; Myrtales; Myrtaceae. The record is from RefSeq and is a predicted model, not a curated record.
AUGAUAGAGCUGCACUGGUUCGGGAGCCUCAGGCUUAGUGGAGUGGCAAAGAAGAAGAAGAAGAAGAUGACGAAGAGGAGGAGGAAGGAGAUGGGAAGCAGCUUCUUUGGAGAUCCGAACAUGAGAGGGGCAUCUUCGUCUUCAUCGAACUCAACGAGGAAGAGCAAGAAGAGCAACUCCGACAAGCCGAAGCAGCCGCAGAGAGGACUCGGGGUGGCUCAGUUGGAGAAGAUCAGAUUGCAUGGCCAAAUGGGUUGUCCCAGCUUCCUCCCCAACAGCUCUCUCCCCAACCCUUAUCAGCAUCCUCAUCCUCAUCCUCAUCAACCCUCCACCUUCACUCAAGAGGAUUUGAGAAUGCAAAAUGCUUAUUCAUCGAUACCAUCAUCAUCCUUCUCCUAUUCUUCAUCUUCCUCUCCCUCAGCUUCUUAUGGAUUCAACCCGCACUUGAUGAUGGGUUUGAGUGAUUAUGAGAGAGCAAACAUCAGAUAUGAUGAUUCCCAGCCUACGAAUACCGCAAGUUGGAACGCUGGCAGUGGCAUCUCGGAGAUCCCACAAUACGGACAACACCCAAAUAUGACCAGACACCUCCUUAAUCUUCAUGUUGAGGAUUCCCAAGAGAAGAAGAACAAGAAGCAUAGAAGCAGCUCGAUAGGCUCGAGCAGCCAAAACUCCGAGCCCAACGACAACCAAGAAGUAGAUUUGGAGCUUAGACUCUCGCUUUGAUGAGAUCACAUCAUGAGGAAGAAUAUCGCCGGGUAUAGUGAAUUCCAAUGCUCUUCACUUGCAUUUGUGGGAGUUCGGCGCGACGGUGGUCUAAGGAAGUGUUGGAAUGGUGGAGCGAGGGAACUGAGGCCAACUUAUUUGAAGUUUCAUCUAUGAAGAACUUGUGUAGUGAAAGGUAGAUCUACUUCUACACAAGACAAUGAAUAUUUUUUUCCUUUCAUUAAUUGUCAAAGAAAGGAGAUGUGCAUUGUUUCUUAUAUCUUUUUACAAAUCUAUAAGGUCGCCCAAGAGCAUCUAUGGAUCUUUUUGAGAUUGUCCAAAUACACUUUGCUUUGUAUGCUCAACAGUUUAUUAAGAGAAUGUAGAAAGCAACCAAACACAUUGAACAUGUGCAGUAGAGAAUUCAAAUAAUGCAAAUUAUGAUAGUACUUUUUGUGA